Messenger RNA from Paramecium primaurelia, 2665 nucleotides. NCBI's taxonomy places the organism in Eukaryota, Ciliophora, Oligohymenophorea, Peniculida, Parameciidae. The record is from the annotation of a GenBank genome assembly.
AUGCUUAUCAAAUUCAUAUUAACAUCUAGUCUAACAUUGUUAGCAAUUGUCUUAAAAAAGAGACUUGAUCCAAUGAUUGCUAGAUUUAUUAAAUUUAUUUGUGAAAUAGUUUCAAUCAGUUAAUUAAUAUCAAAAGAUGAAUGGAAUAGUUUAGCCAUUCUACCACUGAUGUUUGAUAAAGGAAUUUUUAUGAAAAACUAAGAAAAAUAUCAUUAUUCCUAUGAUUAUCUCAUUAUUAAAGUGUUAAGUUUAACUUAUGCAUCACUUUAUUGGAACAACUAGGUUUUAAUUAUAAUUAUAUGCAAUUCUAUUGUACUUGAGAUUUAUUAAAUUAUUUUGUUGUAUGUAACAAAUAAGCAAACAUAAAAAUAUAAAUUAGAAACUCAUCAAAAACUAAUUUCUGUUGAUGGAUAGAAAAUCAAUAGUGAAAAUAUAAAUUUAGUUGAAAAUUAAAUGAAAAAUGAAGAAAUUAAUAAAGAUGAUAUUUUCACAAAAUUUUAAGUUCAAAACAAUAAUGAAAAUCUAAUUAAUAAUGAAGAACUUUGGAUAAAGAGAAUGCAUGCUAUACCAAUUUCAAUUAUUAUUUUAAAUAAAACAUCUUUAGCUAUUAAAUUUAAGAAUGAGACAGCCAGGAAGAAUUUUAAUACAUUAUGUUAUAAUGAUAAUGAAAUUAAUGAUUUAAUAAUGAAUAAAUUAGAAUUCACAUUUAUAGAGGAUAGUUUAGAAAUGUUAAAAAAUUCUAGUAGCUAUAUUAUAAGAAAAUAAUUUUUAAAUAAACCUGUUAAUUAAACAUUUUCAAGUUAAUUUGAUAUUGAAAAUUUAAAAAAAUUAUCACUUUCAUAAAUUUCAUAAAAUUUCUUAGCAGGUGCUUAUUAAUAUCUAAUGAAACCAUAUUCUAAUUCAAUUGAAUUAUAUUGCCAUUAAAUUUUAGAUUCAUAAUAAUUUUAAAUCAAUGGAACAAUAUUUUAUAGUAAUGGAGAUGAUGAAUUAACUAUUAUAUUAUCAGACAUAUCUAAAUAAAUGCAAUUAUAAUAAUUCAUUGUUAAAGAUGAAUUUUAAAAGAAAGUACUUUUUCUUAAUAUUGUAGGUCAUAGAAUCACUCUCACAUGAACUUAAAACACCAUUGAAUAGUUCAAUAAACUUUAUUAAAUCUGCAAUGGCUGAUGAAUAAUUACCAUUGUCUAUUAAAUAAUAAUGUUUAGAACCUGCCUCAAUAGCCUUAUAGUUAUAAUCAUAUAUAAUCAACGAUGUCAUAGACUUUUCAUAAUUCUACAAUAAUAGUUUAGAUGUUUGUGUAAAAGAAUUUGAAAUAAAAGAUGUAAUAAAUGAAAUAACCAGCAUUUUUAAUUUAUAAUUCUAAGAAAAAGGUUUAAAUUUUGUAAUAGAUCUAACUUAAAAUACUUCAAUUCAUAUGUCAACCGAUUAUAAUAGACUAAUGUAAAUUUUAGUAAAUGUGAUCUAAAAUUCCUUAAAAUAUACAUAUAAUGGAGGUGCAAUUUUAAAAAUUAAGAAUUAAGAAGAUGAUAUAAUAUAAUUUUCUGUUUCUGAUACAGGAAUAGGAAUAAAAUCAGAAAUUACAAAAAAAUUGAACACUUAUGUGAAUCAAGUAGAGAAUUUAAGACAUUUUUCUAAAUUGAAAUCAUGGAAUGGGAUAGGAUUACUUAUUACUAGUAUUUUGUUACAUCAAUUGAAUCCAUAAUUAUCAGAAACUUUUUAAAUUAAAUCUAAAUUAAAUAAAGGCACUAAAUUUAAAUUUAAAAUUAAGUAAAUAUUAAUAGAUGAACUUAACAACAAUACUGAUGAUAUCUCUAGAAAAAAAUCUGUUAAAUUUAGAAGGAAUUCUAAAAAGAAUUGUCAAAAUAAUCUGAUAGGAACACUUAUCUUUGUAAAUGAAAAUGCUAUCAGUAAUUAAAAUCUAGGAUUAAUUAAUAAACCAAAACCUACAUUAAAUAAAAUAUUUAAAGGAAGUACUGAUUAUGAUUAAGAAUCUAUUGAAUCUGAAAAUAAAUAAUAAAAUUUAUCAUAAUAAUACAUAUAAUUAGAGAAUUAACAACAUAAUUUCAUAAUGAACAUAAUUGAUAAAAAAAAGUUAAGUGGAUCAUUUGAAUAACAAUCAAUUAAAUCAUCUAUGAAGUAAGUCAUAUUUAUAAACUUUAGAUCAAAGAUACUUAGUUACACUUAAUUAAAAAUAAUGGAGAGACAAAGUAAUGAUUCUGCAUUAGAAAAUUUUAAGAAGAAUCUAUGUUGUUAAUGCAGAAGGAUAAUGUCAGUUGAUGAUGAAAUUUUUAAUUAAAAUUCAAUUAAAUUAUUAAUUGAGAGAUUCGGUUUUGAAGUUAUUAUUGUAAUUUUAUAUUUAUAUUUUAAGGCUUUUAAUGGUUUGGAGGCCAUUUAAAAAAUAUAAUAACUUUAAAAAUGUUCUAAAGAAUGUGGUUUAUUGAAUCUUAUUUUAAUGGAUUAUUCAAUGCCUGUUAUGGAUGGUAUUGAAUGUACAAUUCAAUUAAAAUAAAUGAUGAAAGAUGAUAUAAUACCAAAUAUCAACAUUAUAGGAUUAACUGCAUUUACUAGUAAAUUAGAAGUAGAAAGUUGUUUGAAUGCUGGAAUGCUAGAAGUACUUUUUAAACCCUUAAAACUUAAUGAUUUUUGUGAACUACUAACAUUAUUAUGA